Messenger RNA from Oppiella nova, 575 nucleotides. Lineage: Eukaryota; Metazoa; Arthropoda; Arachnida; Sarcoptiformes; Oppiidae. The record is from the annotation of a GenBank genome assembly.
AUGUAUUACAUUUGUAUGGAGUUAUGUUCCGAUAGUCUACAGGAUAUUCUUAAACAUAAACCACAAGUAUUUGGUCGACAACCGGGAGAACCUAUAAAUGCAAUCGAGUUUUACAUUUCGUGUCAUAUAUUCAAAGAGAUCUUAGAAUGCGUCCAAUAUUUACAUGGAUUAGUUAAGCCGAUCAUCCAUCGGGACCUCAAACCCGAUAAUAUAUUGAUUGCACAACAGGUUAGGAACGGGAGGUUUAUCAAGUUAGGCGACUUUGGGUUGGCGUCAUAUCAUUCCAGUUACUAUGGAAAUCAUACCUCAUGGGUGGGAACACUUCAAUACAUGGCACCGGAAUUCCCCGGAGUUGAGUAUUUAUUCGGAAUAUGAAAUAUACGACAAAUUCAUUAAAUUGGAUCUAAUCUUAGAUUCAAUGUGUGUUGCAAUUUAUAAAACUAGACCCACUUGUAGUGAAGUAUUAUCGGAAUAUAACUUAUGGUCUAUUCAUAAGAAUUGCUUCCAAACUGAUCCCACAUUUGAUCCCACAUUAAAACUUAUUCAACAAAAUGAUUAUGUUUUUCACAAAAUAU